Molecule: messenger RNA, 192 nt
Organism: Cooperia oncophora
Lineage: Eukaryota; Metazoa; Nematoda; Chromadorea; Rhabditida; Trichostrongylidae
Source: the annotation of a GenBank genome assembly
AUGCCUGUGGCGAAAAGAACUGCUGUCGCCGUAAUGGCCGAUACCUGGCAAAUGGCUGAGGCACUAGGCAUGAAUGUAGAGGAAGAAAUCAAAAAAAUGACUGACCUUCCCAUGGGACUUAUGGAAAAGAUUUUGUAUAGCGUUGAAAAGUUCCGUACUGUCGUCAGUGGAGUUCGCAAAACCAGCAUUUAA